Messenger RNA from Oryctolagus cuniculus (rabbit), 1556 nucleotides. RefSeq names its product shisa like 1. The record is from RefSeq and is a predicted model, not a curated record. NCBI's taxonomy places the organism in Eukaryota, Metazoa, Chordata, Mammalia, Lagomorpha, Leporidae.
GAGCCCACAGUCAGUGAAAAGAUAUGAAAAAAAAAAAAGUAGCCUCACAGUGUGCGGAGCCUGGGGCACUCCACCCAGCCGGUUUCCACCAGGAAAGACUAAGCGAUCUCCAGGUGCUGGGAAAACAGUUCUCCCCGCAAGGAUGAGCCAGGAAGCCCGAGGGCCUGACCUUCUGGGAAGCUCAGGCUGCCCUGGGAGCCCGGCCCAGCCGCAGCAAUGUUUCUACAGGAACUGCCCUGGUUCUUGGCGCUGGAACAGAAUUGGUGUUGGCUGUGGAAAGCCAUUAGGGCGCCUCCUGCUCCAGUCCCCAGGCACCUGCCUUGGCACCCCCGCCGGGGGGGGGGGCGGAGGGUGGCAGGUGUUUGUCCCUGUUGUCCUGGGAGCAUGACGCUGUGAGGCCCCGGGUAGGCACUGGAAAGACACUGAACUCAGCCAGCUGGUGGCCACGGGGCUUCUGGGAAGAUGCCUGUCUUAGGAAUGGCAGGUACGAGGGAGGAGGGGUUCGAGGCACCUGGGGACCCCCAGAGAGCCUCUCGGUGACAUGGAGUUGCCUGGUGGCCACGCGCCAUCCAGUCGGACUGGGAACUUCUGUUUAGGCGGGCGGCUGGGCCGGUGAGGCUCAGGGGAAAGGUUACCAAGCAGGGCUCACCCUUGGUCUCCAUGUAGUCUUGCUGGUUGCUACGCUGCAGAGGGAGGGAGCUGGGGUCCCUGGGGGCUGAAAGAGAGGGGUGAGAACUCCCAGGGCUUCCACGGGCAGCCAGGGAGCUGCAGAACAGGUGGCAAGGAGCUCACCCAGCUCCCGGUGCCUGUCCUGGGGGCUCACGGCCCCACUUCUCGCUCACCCUCCAUUCCGGGCCGGUCCCCCUUGCGCCCAGAAAACCUGAGGCGCGAAUUCCACCGAGAGACAGAAACCCGGUCCCUUUCAUCUCUCUCCAGAAGCCUGGGACAGAGCAGCUCCGGCAGGGUUGUGGGCCCAGGGCCUCGCGGCUUUGAUCUUGUGUUCUGUCUGCAGCCGCGGCCACGCCGAGGAGAUGCUGGGGUUCCUAGCACCAGGGCGGAGGCCGAGGUGACCUCUCAUGGGCUUCCAGAAAAGGGGGCCCGGCCCCUCGCCCACAGGCCUGUGGGUGGGGCUACUGCUGCUCCUGGGUCCGGGGUCCCGUGCUCGGCCCACCUCUCUCUCAGCUUUGGCCCACCACCCCCACUUGUGCCAGACCAGCCCGGACGCCGACGGCCGCCUCCACCGGGGUUUCUUCUGCCCUCGGCUCUCCGACCCCCCGGAGGAGGCCUACUGCUGCCACCUGCGGGCUGCCGAAGGCUCCUGCUGCACGCGGGCAGAAUUCGAGGCCCUACACCGAGUCAACCUGUCCGCCCUUCCGCCCCCGCCCAUCCUCAGGGGCCCGGGCCCGCUCCUAGCGCUGGGCCUCUACAGCCUGCUGCUGGUGGCCCUAAUGACCACAGACCUGGUGCACUUCUGCCGUGGCCGGAGCCCGCGCCGGGGCCGCCGCGCACCUCCCUCUUGGUCCUCGGCGGCUCGCCCCCUACGGGUCUCCGCGUGA